Eupeodes corollae is the source of this 1856-nucleotide messenger RNA. RefSeq lists its product as uncharacterized. NCBI's taxonomy places the organism in Eukaryota, Metazoa, Arthropoda, Insecta, Diptera, Syrphidae. The transcript has 5 exons. Bases 1 to 1716 code for a protein of 571 amino acids. The record is from RefSeq and is a predicted model, not a curated record.
AUGGGAGAUACUGAAGCUCAAGAUUAUGUACAGUUAGGAGAAGGGUCCGGUUCUCAAAAUAACAGAGAAGCGGAAGAACUUGAAAUUCAAAAUAUUAUAUCAAACGAAACUGAGCCACAGACUAACACUACAAGUAUUGAACUUUUAAAUGAUUCUCAAGACGUACACUUAUUUACAUUGAGUGGACAAGAAUGCCUUGAAUUAUCUUCUUUAAUUAACUUACCUGGACCUACAAAACACCCCGAAGACAUACCCUUAAGAAACCUGUUGAAAAGCUUGAAUCAAGAACAUUUGUACGACGUUCUAAACGAUGCGGGCAUUGACGUAGAAAUUCUGAAAAUUAUAAAGUGGUAUCAUAUCCAAGCAGUAUUAAAGAAUUUUAUGAUAAGCGACCAAAUCGUUUUUGAACGUAAUAUUGAGCAAUGGCGCAAAGAUAUUGGUGCACCGUUAGUUAUUUCAUUUCCAGUGUCAGAUUAUGCAUUUAGUCCAACACAUUCUUCCUCAAUGUGGUCAAUUCAUAGCCUUUCACCAUCAUCGCCAUCGCAAUCACCAGAGCCAAAUGAAAGCUACAUCAGCUUGUCCACAAUUCUCGAAGAAAAAAAUAAAGGAAAGCAGUUGAUGGAGUUUUACAAAAGAAAUAAUUGCUUUCAACAACAACAACGUGACUUACUAAUUAAUCUGAUUGCCACCUAUUUCGACGAAAAUAACAUCCAUCUUUCCCUUUGUUCAAGUCAAAAAUUAGAAGAGGAAAUAACUCAUAUGUUUCCUUCUGAAAAAACUGAGUUUUAUCGAAUGGGAAAAAGAGGGAAAAUUUAUUUCAAAUACUUCAAUUUAAGAAGACACUCACGAAAAUUGAAACCUGCAAAGAGAAAACUUAUUUCUCCACAAAAAAAAACUAAUAAAUCAUUCCAUCCAGAGACAGAUGCCGAAACUUGUUUGAAUAGCCUGAAGUAUGAUAAUUUAUCAGUCGAAGAAUUCGAUAGUUUGUGGGCGUCAUGUAGCCAAUUUCGACUGAACGAUAUAUUUAACUCCACAAAACAAACCGAAAUAUUUGAAAAAUGGCCCUUUUAUAAAAAACCCAAUGGAUAUAGACUGAUCGAUAAAGACUUUCAAACGCUAUAUCCAACCAGCACAUCAAUACUUUCCUUGUGGCAAGACCAUUGGAAAACAUUAAAAAACUUCUUGAUGGAAAACAUUAAGGACAAGAAGGUUACAGAAUCAUUGAAAGACUUGGGAGAUACAAAUUUUGGAGAAGAUGAUUUUGUGCUGGAGAUACUUAAAAGUAUUCACUUCUACUUAUUUCCAACAGCAGCAGUUUCAAGAAAAUCUAACACCGGGGCCAAGUCAAGAAGCAAGUUCACCAUCAAAGAUUCACUGAUGGCAUUCAUCUUUGAAGGGGAGACGACCCAAGUAUUAGAGGACCACAUAACAUUCUUGAAAUCCAGAGGUGAAACCAUUCAACCUCUAAUACUGGCGUUAAGGGAAAAAAAUGAGUACUUUAUCUUGUUGGAUGACUACAAACUAAAGACAACUAAUGUCUUAAGAGCUGUGGACAUCUGCUUCAAAUGCUUCUUUUUAUUCAACUUAAAAUAUCCACCAGCGUGCGAGAAUUUCUGGGAUUUCAUUGAACUUUAUUUUUACAUGAAAACAAACACAAAUAAAACCAAAAAGAUGAAUCCAAAACUGUCAACAAUGCUGCAUACGUUAAGUACAUAAUUUAAUUUAAUUAUAAACAUAAGGAACUUAAUUUGUUGUUUUUAUUUUUGGAGUAUUAUUUCUCGUAUCGCAAUGUUUUAUAACAUCUUUGCUUUGCUAAAUAUGCUUACUACAUUCUUAAUAAUAAGAGCUAUAAUUGA